Peromyscus leucopus (white-footed mouse) is the source of this 4205-nucleotide messenger RNA. It is a transcript of the gene Pde7a, whose product is annotated as phosphodiesterase 7A. The transcript has 13 exons. Gene Ontology annotation, molecular function: 3',5'-cyclic-AMP phosphodiesterase activity. NCBI's taxonomy places the organism in Eukaryota, Metazoa, Chordata, Mammalia, Rodentia, Cricetidae. The record is from RefSeq and is a predicted model, not a curated record. Bases 1304 to 2674 code for a protein of 456 amino acids.
UUUGGGUUCUUUCAAAUAUGUUAAUGUCAUCAUUUGUAAGGUGGGAAUAUGUGGAUGAUAUUGUCUCCUUGUGAACUGAAGUCUAUGGCACAAUCUUUCAUCUCCUCGGUGUUUAUUUUUGUCCAUCCAGCUGUCGUCUGUUCUCUCUGAGCCUCUGCAGUGAUGUCCUAACUGCCCAGCCAGUCCCUACCUCUCUGAGUUACACUGGCCAAAGUGGUCUUAGAAUCAAACUGUGUUGAACUUUUUUGGUCCAGGGCCUGCAGACGGCUCUGCAGGUCUGGCCCGUGCUCCCCCACUGCAGCAAUAGAGGGCCCACCACUCUGCACGAGAGACUCAGGCUUUUUUCUGUCUCGAGCAGUUCCGUGUUUGUUUGCAGCCAUUUGGUUAGCACAGACCCUGUAGCUGUCGAAAGGUCAGGAGCCGUGCUUGCGAUCGAUCACUCAGAUUUCCACAUCUUUGUCAUUAGCAGGGAGCCUGGUGCCUAAUGGAAGAUUAAUAAAUGUUUGCUGAAUGUGUGAGAGUUUCAUGAGAGGCUUUUCAUCAGAAAUAACCUGCAACCUGCUGGAUGCUCUGGGAGGCUGUGAAGAUGGAUCGAGAGAGGCAAACUUGUUCCUGGACAGCUCACUUGCAGUCACAAGAGCAAGACAUGCACCCUGAAUAUUACAGGAACUAGAUUGCCGGAGGGUUUGAGAACAAACACCUUUUAUUAUUUGAAAAUACACUGGCCUUGUCAGUAAAUCCAAAAGGAGUAAAGUGUAAUGUUAAGUAGCUCAGACCUCAUUUACAACAGCCACUCUUGUCAUAAGCAAUCCCAGCUUGAAAGGAAAUAAAAGAUUGAAGAAAUUCAAUACUCAGAGGUAAAGUAAAAAAAAAAUGCACUAAUAUUUUCAACUGUAUUAUGCUUGUAAAACUGUCCUGCAUGAAAAGAACGAGGAAAGUUUUAACCUUGCCAAGUAUUUUUGAAAAUUAUUUCAAAAGACUCUGUAGAAUGGUUGUAGCCAUGUUUGGGCUAGCCUAAGACCUUUUGUGAGAUUGUUGUACUAGCUAGAUUUUUCCUGUCUUCCAGUGUUAUUUCCUGUGCCCUAUCCCAACUGUGGGGUUGUGGCGUUAAGCAUUCGCUGGGCAGAAAGGCUGGCCAGGCAGUGCAUUCUCAGAGGAGUCAGGUGACCACUGUCCGAAGGCAGUCUGUCCGCUCGCUCCUGCCUCGGGACAGCUGUUACCCAUCAGACUCCUGAGGAAGCCUUCCUGGCCAUUGCUCACUGGUUGCGGGGAGAGAGUAUGCAGUGGGUUUUUGGUUGAUCCAAUGGGAAUCACGUUGAUCUGGUGUCUAGCUUUAGUUCUGAUCAAGUGGAUCACCUCUAAGAGACGUGGAGCUAUUUCCUAUGACAGUUCUGAUCAGACUGCGUUAUAUAUUCGUAUGCUAGGAGAUGUCCGCGUAAGAAGCCGUGCCGGGUUUGAAGCAGAAAGAAGAGGUUCACACCCAUAUAUCGACUUCCGUGUUUUUCACUCUCAGUCUGAAAUUGAAGCAUCAGUGUCCGCCAGGAACAUCAGAAGACUACUAAGUUUCCAGCGCUAUCUCAGAUCUUCGCGCUUUUUCCGGGGCGCCACAGUUCCUAGUUCUCUAAACAUUCUAGAUGACGAUUAUAACGGACAAGCCAAGUGUAUGCUGGACAGAGUUGGGAACUGGAAUUUUGAUAUCUUUCUGUUUGAUAGACUAACAAAUGGAAAUAGUCUAGUAAGUUUAACCUUUCAUUUAUUUAGUCUUCAUGGAUUGAUUGAGUACUUCCAUUUAGAUAUGGUGAAACUCCGUCGAUUUUUAGUUAUGAUUCAAGAAGAUUACCACAGUCAAAAUCCUUACCACAAUGCGGUCCAUGCUGCAGACGUUACUCAGGCCAUGCACUGUUACCUAAAGGAACCUAAGCUUGCCAAUUCUGUAACUCCUUGGGAUGUCUUGCUGAGCUUAAUUGCAGCUGCUACUCAUGAUCUGGAUCACCCAGGUGUUAAUCAGCCUUUCCUUAUCAAAACCAACCAUUAUUUGGCAACUUUAUACAAGAAUACCUCAGUCCUGGAAAAUCACCACUGGAGAUCAGCAGUGGGCUUGUUGAGAGAAUCUGGUUUGUUCUCACAUUUGCCACUGGAGAGCAGGCAGCAGAUGGAGACUCAGAUAGGUGCUUUGAUCCUAGCCACAGACAUCAGUCGCCAGAACGAGUACCUGUCACUGUUCAGAUCUCACCUGGACAGAGGUGACUUACACCUUGACGAUGGCAGACAUAGGCAUUUGGUUCUACAGAUGGCCUUGAAAUGUGCUGAUAUUUGUAACCCAUGUCGGAGCUGGGAACUGAGCAAGCAGUGGAGUGAAAAAGUGACGGAGGAAUUCUUCCACCAAGGUGACAUAGAAAAAAAGUACCAUUUGGGUGUGAGUCCACUCUGUGACCGUCAGACCGAGUCGAUUGCCAACAUCCAGAUUGGUUUUAUGACUUACCUAGUGGAGCCUUUAUUUACGGAGUGGGCCAGGUUUUCAGACACGAGGCUGUCACAGACAAUGCUCGGACAUGUGGGGCUCAAUAAAGCCAGCUGGAAGGGGCUGCAAAGACAGCAGCCCAGCGGCGAGGACGCCACUGCUGCAUUUGAGUUGAACUCACAGUCACUAACUCAGGAAAAUCGAUUAUCAUAGCCCUGAACCAGUGGGGAGAACGCCCUCCUGCAAGAGUGGAACUGUGAAAUGGGAAGAACUGGUUCUGCCUGCCGGGUUUCCAGGGAACUGAUGCCAGCAUUAUUUAUUAUUGAGUUUUUCUCUGUUGGAUCGUUUGAGCCCACUUUUUAAUGAUAAGCCUGAAUAUACAGCAAUAUGCAUCUGGCUUUUGUGUGAGACCUUGAAUAUACGAAGCUCAGCAGGAGAACCAGAAAGGAUUAACAGAGGAAGACUUGCUGCUGAUUUCACAGCAUGUGUCCUCCAAGCUCUGAAACUUGAACCGAAUCUCAGCAGCAAUCUUGGUCUACCUGUCUGAUACAGCAGCGCAUCCGUCCCUUCCACUAUUUUCUCUCUGAGAAAACAGAAAUGUGAAGUGCCCAGCCUCUGCUGCCUCUGGCAAGACUCAAAUGUUUACAAAUCAACUCUGAAAUACUGGUUCUAAAUUGCCUUGGAGCAUGAUUGUGAAGGAACCACUGCGACAUUCACGCUCAAACUGGAGCCUGCAGCUCUCCCGUGGUUUGCCUUUUUCCUUCUUUGGAUGCCCUCAGAGCCUCUCGUUCGCUGUUUUGUCUUGAGCACUGGAGAGGGAGUGUUAUCACCGGGCACCGAGUGUUUCACUCCAGUGCUGUUGGGCAGUGCAGAUUUUGAACUGCGUUUGUAAUGGGGCGGGAGGGAGGGAUCACCAGUGUCCUGGCUGUGUCCAGACUGCAGUGAAGGCACUGCAUGUUGUUUUCACUACUGUACACUUGACCUGCACAUGCAAGGAAAAGGUGGACUCUUGAACACACCAUCUCAGCUCAGGGUAUUUGCCAGUCCGAAAUAAAGUGGGAUAGGGAAGUGUGUCCUUCAGAUCAAGGGAACCAAAGUCCCUUUCGCUGCAGUGCGUGAGAGGUAUGUUGUGUGACUGUGUGUGUGUGUUUGCGUGCAUGUUUGUGCAUGUAUGGCUGUGCAUGUUCUGUCCAUCCAUGUGGGAAGGGAUUGGAAAUGUAAGCUUUUAUUUAUUGUUUUAGAAUGUGACCUAGUGAGCAGCCACAUGGGGGAGGGGAAGGUGGGUCAAGCUGAAGGAUGCUCCAGUUGCCUUAAACUAUGCACAAAGCUAAGUGACCAAACUUCUCGUUUUGAUUGGAAAAGUGCAUUGUUUUCUUGUCCCUCCCUUUGAUGAGACGUUAUGCUUUGGUGGGCUUUUUGAUGUGAAUAGACGUUUUCUAGGAUAAAAUUUAAGGACUAAUUUUAGACAAAACAUUCCACUUUUGUAAUUUGUUUUCAGUGGUUUUAUGUAGAGCAAGCACAACUGUAAUCUAGUUUGAGAAACGGUGCUUUCUUUUAGUUCAUUUGUAUUUCCCUUGUUACUGUAAAAGACUGUUUAUUAAUUAUGUUUACAGUUUGUUGCAACAGCCAUCUUGGGAGGAAGCUUGAGUGGAAAGCCAUUUGUCAAAGGCUUUGCCGUACUCAUUUAAACGUGCCUGUUGCUGUUAACUUUUGAUGAAUAAAAACCGGUCUUUUCUCAUUUUUA